GCGGUGGAACAGCGGCGCGGGAGGCGGGUCGUGUGGGUGCCGCCAUCUUGUGUGAGGGCAGUCCGUACCGCUGAGCUGGCGUUGCUGGCCGCGCGGGGCCUGCCGGGAGAGAGCGACGGCAGGUGGGCGCUGCCGGGAGCCGGGGCUGGGGCGCGGGCCGCGAGCUGCCCCUGACGGAAAGAGCGGAACGUGGCUGCGGCACGGCGCCGUUCGCAGACGGACCUGAGGUCGCCGGAGCCUUUUGUCGGCCUUUCGUUCCGUGAGGAGGGCGGGCUGGUUUUUGCGGCGCGUCUGAGGUCGGCUUCCCUUCUGCGCUCGGAGCUGCCGCGGCCCCAUGGCGACCUACCUGGAGUUCAUUCAGCAGAACGAGGAGCGCGACGGCGUGCGCUUCAGCUGGAACGUGUGGCCGUCCAGCAGGCUGGAGGCUACGCGGAUGGUCGUGCCGCUGGCCUGCCUGCUGACCCCGCUGCGGGAGCGCCCGGACCUGCCGCCCGUGCAGUACGAGCCCGUGCUCUGCAGCAGGCCCACCUGCAAGGCCGUGCUCAACCCGCUCUGCCAAGUUGACUAUCGGGCCAAGCUCUGGGCUUGUAAUUUCUGUUUUCAGAGAAAUCAGUUUCCUCCAGCAUAUGCAGGCAUAUCUGAAGUCAACCAACCAGCUGAACUUAUGCCUCAGUUUUCAACAAUUGAAUAUAUAGUGCAGCGAGGCCCGCAGACGCCAUUGAUCUUCCUGUAUGUUGUCGACACGUGCUUGGAAGAGGAGGACUUGCAGGCACUGAAGGAGUCCCUCCAGAUGUCCCUAAGUCUGCUGCCUGCUGACGCUCUAGUGGGGCUUAUCACAUUUGGCAGAAUGAUCCAGGUUCACGAGCUGAGCUGUGAAGGGAUUUCUAAGAGCUACGUGUUUAGAGGCACUAAAGACCUGACAGCUAAGCAAAUACAGGAUAUGCUUGGUCUUUCAAGGCCAGCUGUCCCUAUUCAACAGGGAAGGCCUCUUCAAGCUCCAGAGCAGCCUGUUAUUUCAAGCAGGUUCCUGCAGCCAGUACAUAAGAUUGACAUGAAUUUAACAGAUCUCCUUGGAGAACUUCAAAGGGACCCGUGGCCAGUGACCCAGGGAAAGAGGCCUUUACGUUCCACUGGAGUAGCUCUUUCGAUUGCUGUUGGCUUGCUAGAGGGCACAUUUCCAAACACAGGAGCGAGAAUAAUGCUAUUUACAGGUGGUCCACCAACACAAGGACCAGGCAUGGUGGUGGGAGAUGAAUUGAAAACACCCAUUCGUUCUUGGCAUGACAUAGAGAAGGACAAUGCAAGGUUCAUGAAGAAGGCCACCAAGCACUACGAGACUCUGGCCAAUCGCACUGCCACCAAUGGUCAUUGCAUUGAUAUCUACGCCUGCGCCCUGGAUCAGACUGGAUUGCUAGAGAUGAAAUGUUGUGCAAACCUCACUGGAGGACACAUGGUGAUGGGAGAUUCCUUCAACACUUCUCUCUUCAAGCAGACCUUCCAGCGGGUAUUCAACAAAGGGCUCAAUGGGGAAUUUCGGAUGGCUUUUGGUGCAAAUUUGGAAGUGAAGACAUCCAGAGAGCUGAAAAUCGCAGGUGCUAUUGGACCAUGUGUAUCCCUGAACGUGAAAGGACCAUGUGUUUCUGAAAAUGAACUUGGAAUUGGAGGAACAUCUCAGUGGAAAAUUUGUGGUCUGGAUCCCUGCACAACUCUGGCCAUUUACUUUGAAGUGGUAAAUCAGCACAAUGCACCAAUACCUCAGGGAGGCCGAGGGGCAGUGCAGUUUGUCACUCAGUAUCAACACUCCAGCACACAGAAACGCAUUCGUGUCACCACCAUAGCUAGAAAUUGGGCAGAUGCACAAAGUCAGCUCCAGCACAUAGAAGCUGCGUUUGACCAGGAAGCAGCUGCUGUGCUGAUGGCACGGCUGGGAGUGUACAGAGCUGAGUCUGAGGAGGGACCUGAUGUACUGCGAUGGCUGGACAGACAGCUGAUCAGACUGUGUCAGAAAUUUGGACAGUACAACAAAGAUGAUCCCAACUCCUUCAGAUUGUCGGAAUCAUUUUCUUUGUAUCCCCAGUUCAUGUUCCAUUUGCGACGCUCCCCAUUCCUGCAGGUCUUCAAUAACAGUCCAGAUGAAUCUUCUUAUUACCGUCACCACUUUGCUAGGCAAGAUCUCACCCAGUCUCUCAUUAUGAUUCAGCCCAUCCUUUAUGCUUAUUCUUUCCAUGGACCUCCUGAGCCAGUGCUUUUGGACAGCAGCAGCAUUCUUCCUGACAGAAUCCUACUGAUGGAUACUUUCUUCCAGAUAGUAAUCUACCUUGGUGAGACUAUUGCACAGUGGCAAAAAGCUGGUUACCAAGACAUGCCUGAAUAUGAAAACUUCAAGCAUCUACUGCAAGCUCCACUGGAUGAUGCCCAGGAAAUCUUGCAGACCAGAUUCCCAAUGCCACGUUAUGUCCACACUGAACAUGGGGGCAGCCAGGCUCGAUUCCUGUUGUCUAAAGUGAACCCUUCUCAGACCCACAAUAACCUCUAUGCAUGGGGACAGGAAUCAGGAGCCCCCAUCCUGACGGAUGAUGUCAGUCUGCAGGUGUUCAUGGACCACCUCAAGAAGCUGGCGGUCUCCAGUGCAGCGUGACUUGAUUGAACCCAGCGGCACAAACGGGAGAGUGAUGUACAUUGCGGGGAUGAUAGAAGCGGAACGAUUUAUUUACAUUUCCUUUUAGACUAAGGUUUUUAAGUAUUAAGUGAAAUAAAUAUUUGGGGAGAGCUUA
Molecule: messenger RNA, 2774 nt
Organism: Phasianus colchicus (ring-necked pheasant)
Lineage: Eukaryota; Metazoa; Chordata; Aves; Galliformes; Phasianidae
Gene: SEC23B
Product: SEC23 homolog B, COPII component
Biological process (GO): endoplasmic reticulum to Golgi vesicle-mediated transport; intracellular protein transport; COPII-coated vesicle cargo loading
Cellular component (GO): COPII vesicle coat; endoplasmic reticulum exit site
Molecular function (GO): zinc ion binding; GTPase activator activity
Source: RefSeq, a predicted model, not a curated record